This is a messenger RNA of Pundamilia nyererei, 3098 nucleotides long. It is a transcript of the gene st14, whose product is annotated as ST14 transmembrane serine protease matriptase. Gene Ontology annotation, biological process: proteolysis. Gene Ontology annotation, molecular function: protein binding; serine-type endopeptidase activity. The transcript is spliced from 19 exons. The record is from RefSeq and is a predicted model, not a curated record. NCBI's taxonomy places the organism in Eukaryota, Metazoa, Chordata, Actinopteri, Cichliformes, Cichlidae. Bases 212 to 2731 code for a protein of 839 amino acids.
CCAGCCCUCGACGACUCAGGAAGUGAGUGCUGAAGCUUUGAUUCGUCGUCAAGAAGCUACAAGAUUUACUUAUUUACUUUUUACUGAACACUACAGCUUCAAGGUCCGAACCUCUGCUGAAUUUUUGUGAAGGAGAACAAACUAACAAGCUACAGAAAACAAAAAGGGUUGUCUCGAUCCCGUGGGACUUCUCUUGGAUCCUUCUUUGAAGAUGCAUUCCGCCAGAUAUGACAAAGAUGGUCACAGCAAACAUGAGAGGAUCGACUUUUUAACCCAAAAAGAGAAGGCACCACCAAAGAGCAAGACUGGCAUCGUGAUUGGUGUUGUUGUGGCACUUCUCAUCCUUUCAGCCGUCGCAGCUUUCCUCAUUUGGUUUUUUGUCUUUAAAGAUGCUGAUUCAGAUGCCGCCCUCAGUAAGCAGCUCCGUCAAUCAGUACCGGUUUUUAGCGGGCGUAUGACGCUGGUUAAUCAACCUUAUGACCAAAACCUGGAGGACACCAACAGCCCAGAAUUCCAGGCUCUGGCAGAAAAAUUGGAGACAGUUCUGGGGAACUAUUUAAAGAGAGAUCCAAUCCUUGAAAAAUACUACACCAAAUCUGUAGUCACUGCAUUCAGCGAGGGCGUGAAAGCCUACUACUGGUCUCAGUUCAACAUUCCACACAGCGACCUGGAGAUGAUACCGGACGUUUCAGAGGAGCGGAUCUUGGAUGCACUGGAGAGUGGCAUUAGGCAAAGCCGCUCGGCAAGUGCCCCUGAUGUCAAGAUCAGUCAAGUCACUGCCUCACUCACGGAUUCUCGUAUGGCCAGGGACCCAAGAGCCAAUGAUUGUUUCUACCGUCUGGAAGCUGACACAAAUCCCCAGAAUUUUUCAUCUCCAGGGUACCCCACGGGCUACCCCCCCAAGUCACGGUGUCAGUGGCAAAUCCGAGCCUCGGAGGAAAACGUUAUAGUUGUCAAUUUCCUUUAUUUCUACAUUGAGGAUGACUGCUCAGACGACUUUGUCUACAUCUAUGACUCUUUGAGUCCAGACGAUUCUCAGGCCAUUACAAAGAAGUGUGGUCAGAGGCCUCCUUCUAACCCUCUGGAGGUUGUGUCAUCUAACAACAUCAUGCUGAUUAACUUUAUAGCUGAGACUGAUGCUCAGAAGCCUGGCUUCCAAGCCGCGUACAGUGUGAUCCCCAAGGCUGAUGUUACGUGUGGUGGCAGCCUUUCUCAAAAACAGGGAAACUUCACUUCCCCACUUUACCCAAGCUUUUAUCCUCCUGCUAAAGACUGCAAGUGGACCAUCACGGUCGCUCCUGGGAGCAAAGUACGGCUGAGGUUCACCAUGUUUCGCAUGAAAGAGCCUGGAGUGGACACGCAUUUAUGUCACAAAGACUAUGUGGAAAUUAUGGGAAACAAGUAUUGUGGAGAAGUUGCAUCGCUGUCUUUGACCUCUGACACCAACGUUCUAGUGGUUAAUUUCCACUCUGAUAGGUCUCACACUGACAAAGGCUUCAGUGCAGAGUACAGUUCCUAUGAUCCUUCCAACCCUUGCCCUGACCGGUUUGCCUGCACCAAUGGCCUGUGCAUCGACCAGAAAUUGAAGUGUGAUGGCUGGAACGACUGUGGUGACAUGAGCGAUGAGAGGCAGUGCAAUUGCGAUAAGGACCAGUUCGCUUGCAGUAAUGGCAUGUGUAAACCGAAACUCUGGGUGUGUGAUCAUGUCAACGACUGUGGGGAUGGAAGUGAUGAGAAAAUAUGCGGUUGUGCCCAAAAUGAGUUCCAGUGUGGGAACGGGGUUUGUCUGCCACAGAGUGUUCAGUGUGAUGAUAAGCAAGACUGCAAAGAUGGGAGCGAUGAGGUUGGUUGUAAAACUGAUACGAGUAUAUGCACUGACUAUAGCUUCAAGUGUAAGAGCGGAGUUUGUAUCAACAAGGUGAAUGCCGAAUGUGACCGCGUCCAGGACUGCUCUGAUAACUCGGAUGAGACCAUUUGUGAUUGUGGCACCAGGCCUUACAAGCUGAAUCGCAUCGUAGGAGGGCAGAAUGCUGAGCUAGGGGAGUGGCCUUGGCAGGUUAGCCUUCACUUCUCAACCCACGGGCCGACUUGUGGUGCCUCAAUCAUCUCUAACACGUGGCUUCUUUCGGCCGCUCACUGUUUUGUCACCAGCAACUCAGAGAGCAACAAUCCAUCCAGCUGGCUGUCCUACAGUGGCAUGCAGAACCAAUACAGCCAUGACAACGUGCAGUCCCGCAAAUUGAAGAGAAUCAUCCCCCACCCGCUCUACAAUCAAAUGACAUCUGACUAUGACAUUGCUCUGCUGGAGCUCAGUGAACCUCUGCAAUUUGCCAAUACCAUACAACCCAUCUGCCUACCCGAUUCCUCCCAUGUUUUCCCAGCAGGCAUGUCCUGCUGGGUCACAGGCUGGGGCGCUCUCCGAGAAGGAGCAGGUCAAGCUGCACAGAUUUUACAGAAAGCAUUAGUGAAAAUCAUCAAUGACUCCGUGUGUGACGUGGUCACAGAAGGCCAAGUCACCUCCAGGAUGCUCUGCAGUGGAUACUUGUCUGGAGGAGUUGACGCAUGCCAGGGUGACUCUGGAGGCCCCCUGGUGUGCUUCGAAGAGAGCGGGAAGUGGUUCCAGGCGGGCAUUGUGAGCUGGGGAGAGGGCUGCGCUCGUCGGAACAAGCCUGGUGUCUACACGCGCGUCACCAAGCUCAGAGAAUGGAUUAAACAGGAGACAAAUAUUUGAUGUUUGUGUGGGGAACAGGCUGGGUUGCAGAGUUAACCCAUCCUGUUGCUCAAGGUCAUCAGUGCUUUAAAAAAAACCCAUCAGACUAAACAUGUUAUUCUGAUCAGAACAAAGCUACUCGCAUCAGCUACUUGACUUCAGGCAUGGUAUUUUAUGUAAUUUUUAAAGACGAUCUUUAGCACAAUGAGCAUAGUUACCCCCAUCAAUUCAUGACCUCUUUAAGCGGUAAAUACACAGAGAAAUAUGAAAUAUAGUUUGUGAAUUAUUUUUUUCACUCUUUUUGUCCAGUGUGACUGUUUUAAGGGAUUCAGAGUGUUUCUGAGUACAUUAUCAUACUCUGGAAAGUGGUUGUAUUUGAAAGUUUUUA